GGCUGCGGACGCACCGUUGCUAUUGGAUACAGCAGCAGCUUUGCGUGCUAACGAUGCUAACAAAUGCUUACCUUUCCGAGGAAAAAGAAGGAAAGCCAUAGUUUUGUAGCCAGACGUUUAGACAGACCAACCGUGACGUCAUCACCGUGUCAAACUUUGGGUUCUGCUGGAUCAUCAGGGAUUUGAAUAUGACUGAGUUGGAACUGGACCUCAACUGGUCUAAUCUAGUUUAUGGAAUGCUGACACCAACAUGUCAGACUGUGAACCACCUACUGUAGUGGAGCCGACGACUGCAGAGGAACCCGGUCCUCCAGAUCCUGGACCACCUUGUCGUCCUCCUCUGGCAGAGAAGGCCCUGUCUGAGUCUUUUGGUCGACUGCGGUACCAGGACACGUCCCUGAUGAUCUGGCAGCAGCAGCAGCAAGAUCUGCAGACAGGACCCCCUUCCACCUACCUGACUCGCAGCCAGUCAGCGUGGUACAGUAGAUACGGGAAUCAGGCUGUGCUGGUCCGGGACAAGACAGGGCUGAAGGACACUGAGGGACAGUCCAGGAUCUGCAGCGUCAUGUAAACUACAAUUGGAACGUGUAUUUUAAAUGUAUUUGUAGUGUCAGUAUUUUAGUUUUGUAACUUCACAGGAGUUUUCCAGAGGAAAAUCACAAACAUUUCACGCCCAGAUGUUUUCAACUUCUGUUGCUCAAAUAUGCGUUUACACUUCAGGUCUGAGACUUUUUCAUCAAUGACGAAUGUUUCUGUUUCUCAACAGAUGCCAUUAUAUACAUACUGUGAACUAUUGGUGUCAGCAGCCACACAUUCAAGUCCCUACUGAUGAUUUUGAAUCUAAGCUCUUUUCUCCAUUCAGUACAUGUUGAAUAACUGCUGUGUACCAAAUGACUCCUACAAAAUGGUACCAAACAGAAGCAGAAUCAACGCAUGAAAGAAAUGUUAUCUUCUCAAUGAGGCCAAAAAGAUUUUUUGAGAGGCCACUGUGACCUUUGAACUUUUCAUUAUUGAGUCCAAGCCAUCUUUUGUGUCUUAGCUUUGAAGAAUUCCCUCAAGAAGUUACUGCAGUAUCAUGUCCACAAAAUGGGACAAACGGACAGCCAGAAAACAUGAAGCCUGCAUGGUAACAGGAGUGUACUGUAUCAGUGCCUGGAAAA
Messenger RNA from Solea senegalensis (Senegalese sole), 1160 nucleotides. RefSeq lists its product as uncharacterized. The coding region runs from base 251 to 571 and encodes 106 amino acids. Lineage: Eukaryota; Metazoa; Chordata; Actinopteri; Pleuronectiformes; Soleidae. The transcript has 2 exons. The record is from RefSeq and is a predicted model, not a curated record.